UUGACAACCACAUGCCGCUGGAAUUCGUAAACAAUCGAUUGUUGUUUGUGCUGAGUUUGUUGAAGAUAAUUUGAUUUGAAAUCAUUUAUAAAACAUCCACAAUGGCAAAUGUCCUUUUAAGUGAAGCGGAAAAAACAUAUAUUCUGCAUGGUAUACAGAAAAACAUGAGGAACGAUGGGCGAACGAAUCGCGACUAUCGGCCGAUGGAACUCGAAUCAGAGAUAGUCGUCCAUGCAGCCGGAUCCGCGAGACUGCGUCUGGCUAACACGGACAUACUGGUAGGAGUAAAGGCAGAAAUUGAUACGCCUAAUCCUGAUCGACCCAACGAGGGAAAGGUGGACUUUUUCAUCGAUUGCUCGGCAAACGCAACUCCUGAAUUCGAAGGCCGAGGUGGUGAACAACUAGCGACGGAAAUUUCGAACACCCUGUCCAAAGCAUACGAAUCUCAAAAGGGGUUCGAUUUGGCUGGCCUGUGCAUUAUGGCGGGCCACCAAUGCUGGAAACUGUACGUCGAUGUGUUGAUUCUAGAGUGUGGUGGAAAUUUAUUCGACGCCGUCUCGCUAGCCGUGAAGGGCGCAUUGUUCAAUACUAGGAUACCGCGUGUUUCAACAGCAAUGCAUGAUGGCGGCUCGAUGGACUUGAUUCUGACCGACGAUCCGUACGACUGUGAGCGAUUAGACGUUACGACUGCGCCCAUCCUAGUAACGGUGUGCAAGAUCGGAGACCAGUGCGUCGUGGAUCCGUCGGCCGAAGAGGAAGAAUGUAGCGUAGCAAGCGUAGCGGUGGGGGUUUCCUGCCGCCCUGAUGGGAAUACAACCACCAAACAGUCCAUAACUACGGUGCGUACCUCCGGGGAAGGAUCAAUACGCUUGGAAACGCUGAAAAAGUGCUUCGACACGGCAACCACCGUAGGCGCCUCCCUCAACAAAGCAUUGAUGAAAGCACUGCAUGAGGAUGAAACUAGAAAUUCGAAGGGAUUGGGCAAGCGUGAAAUUUACGGGUUUUUGAAAUAAAUCUUUGCAACGAAGAAAA
Messenger RNA from Anopheles arabiensis, 1032 nucleotides. It is a transcript of the gene Rrp42, whose product is annotated as exosome complex component RRP42. Gene Ontology annotation, biological process: nuclear polyadenylation-dependent rRNA catabolic process; U4 snRNA 3'-end processing; exonucleolytic trimming to generate mature 3'-end of 5.8S rRNA from tricistronic rRNA transcript (SSU-rRNA, 5.8S rRNA, LSU-rRNA). The record is from RefSeq and is a predicted model, not a curated record. Bases 102 to 1013 code for a protein of 303 amino acids. Gene Ontology annotation, cellular component: nuclear exosome (RNase complex); cytoplasmic exosome (RNase complex). The transcript is spliced from 2 exons. NCBI's taxonomy places the organism in Eukaryota, Metazoa, Arthropoda, Insecta, Diptera, Culicidae.